This is a messenger RNA of Diachasmimorpha longicaudata, 3954 nucleotides long. RefSeq names its product casein kinase I-like. Gene Ontology annotation, biological process: peptidyl-serine phosphorylation; positive regulation of proteasomal ubiquitin-dependent protein catabolic process; endocytosis. NCBI's taxonomy places the organism in Eukaryota, Metazoa, Arthropoda, Insecta, Hymenoptera, Braconidae. Bases 529 to 1791 code for a protein of 420 amino acids. The transcript is spliced from 9 exons. Gene Ontology annotation, molecular function: protein serine/threonine kinase activity; ATP binding. Gene Ontology annotation, cellular component: cytoplasm; nucleus. The record is from RefSeq and is a predicted model, not a curated record.
ACCGAGAAAAUAGAGUCAGAGCCUUGGGAUGCGCCAAGAUACUGGUUAGGUAGGUAAAACUUGGGUGUAUUGGAGUGAGCCUAGAGGUACCCAGAGGCCCGUGAAACGAAACAGUUGGGUAUUUCACCAGCGAGUAGAAUAAAAGAUCCCCGAAAAAAAAAGAAGAAUACAGAAAGAGGGGAAACAAGUGUAGUGAUGGCUGUGUGAGAGUUGACGAGCGGAAAUGCGAUCAAACAUGGAGAUCGCAAAUUCUCCGAGUCUCUGAGGCAGUUUUCUUUGAUAAAUAAUCCCCCUUUUUUUUGUUCCUUCCGCCCCCUUUUUAUCAUUUGAUUCCUGUGAUUAUACAAUUGUACACUAUUUACCGCGAGGACUCGAGGAUUUUCGAAGAGAACGAGGAAAACUCAUACGUCGAGGCUAGAGCAAAAACGAGGGGAGUUGUUUUUUUUUCUUAUAAUUCUGCAAGAAACAGUGAAAUACCAAGAUACACACACGUUGUCCGGCCAGCACGCGGCCAACGGCUGCAACAGAAUGGAACUCCGCGUCGGCAGUAGAUACCGACUCGGACGGAAAAUUGGGAGUGGUUCGUUUGGAGAUAUUUAUUUAGGCACCAACAUCUCCACGGGCGAAGAAGUCGCCAUCAAGUUGGAAUGCAUAAAAACACGCCAUCCUCAGUUACACAUAGAGUCCAGGUUCUACAAGAUGAUGCAGGGUGGUGUUGGUAUACCGACAAUAAAAUGGUGCGGAUCGGAAGGUGACUACAAUGUGAUGGUUAUGGAGCUACUUGGACCCUCACUGGAAGACCUAUUCAAUUUUUGUUCGCGCAGAUUUACGUUAAAAACAGUUCUUCUACUUGCUGACCAAAUGAUCAGUAGAACAGACUUCAUUCACAGUCGCCACUUCAUUCACCGUGACAUUAAGCCUGAUAAUUUUCUGAUGGGACUAGGAAAAAAGGGUAAUCUCGUGUAUAUUAUAGACUUUGGAUUGGCCAAGAGGUAUCGGGAUGGUCGUACACACAGACAUAUACCGUAUCGAGAGAAUAAAAAUCUUACGGGAACUGCCAGAUACGCUAGUAUAAAUACACACAUGGGAAUUGAACAAUCCCGGAGAGACGAUCUCGAGUCAUUAGGUUAUGUCUUUAUGUACUUCAACAUCGGAAGUUUACCAUGGCAAGGACUGAAGGCUGCUACUAAAAGGCAAAAGUACGAGCGGAUAUCGGAAAAGAAAAUGUCAACCCCUAUCGACGAUCUUUGCAAAGGAUACCCUGUUGAAUUUGCGAAGUACCUAAGAUACUGUCGACAAAUACGUUUCGAGGAGAGGCCGGAUUAUUCAUACUUACGACAAUUGCUCCGUGCUCUUUUCCACCACGAGACCUUCACUUACGACUAUGUAUUUGACUGGAAUCUGCUCAAAUUUGGUAAUGCCAGACAACAGGCAUUGCCAGGAGCUCAGCAAGUACCAACACACUCACAGCCAGCUAAUAUUCCUCUGUCAUCUGGUACGAAUAAUGAACAAGAGCAUCCAUCAAGAAUGUACACUCGCCAAUGCCUCGCAAACGCUUCAGGCACAGCAGGUGCAACAGUAAGCACAUCAGGGCGUCGUCAGAAGCACGAGACUGAUCAGGAGGACUCCCCAGAUAAGAAUGAUCUCCAAGCCACUACUGCAGACGGUCAUGAGAAACGACGGGUCAGCAUGCGAGGCCUACGUAAUCCUGCACCUACGCCAGCGAUAGUUGAUUUGACAAAAUCAAAAAGCGACAUAGUGAGGGGUUUGACCCCAAGGAAGCUCAGCUAGGCAAACGUUCAACGCAACAAGUGAAUCGACAAAUUAAUCAAACGUCUAGUGGAAAUCGACAGUCAUCUUCAACGAGUGCUCAUCAAACUCGUAAACAAUAGUAUCCGUUAUCAUUUGAAAAAUCUGAUGAUUGAUUUUAUCAAUUUGUUCGUGAUUAAUCAUUAAUUUAAUUAAUAAAAACUAUUGUGAAUAUCUACUGUGCAUGGAAGACUGUGUACAUGCGUAUGAUAUGGGUGAGUGCAUAAUGUGAAAUUAAUUAAUUAUUCGUAAAUUCAAUAUUUACUACACCCUAAUGACUAUUAUAUGUUUCUUAAACUAUGGGAUCAUUAAUUAAUCAUUUUUCAUGGAUGUGAAGCACGUCAGACUAUCCCCCAGCCUUUGCUAAUGAUUUUUCUCAAAUGGGAUUGAGAAUUUUUAAGAGUCGAGUCGUGGAAUCGAGAGAAGUGAACGGGCAAAUGUCUUUGGAUUAAAAUCAACAGAAAUAAUAACGAACGUCAUUGACUUUUUUUCGUUAUAAACUAAAGGUUCUGAACUUAUUCUCGAGAUAGUUCUCACAUUUCACGACUUCCAGGCAGAAUUCAUUCGAAAGAAACUCGUGUAUUGACGUUUGCAAUUUUUGUAUAAUUUGAUGAUAGAUGAACAUUUGCUUACGUAAAUGUUGUUGAUAGUAUGAUGAAAUUGGCUACAAGUUGCUGAUAAAACGUUAUUGGAUGUGUAUAUCCAGUGAUCGAUUAUUCUUGGCGUUGAAAGAGUGUCUCGUCUGCAAAAUAUCAUAAUCAAUAAUUUGCUAUUUGUAACUGAUGUAAUAAAACUCGUGAUCCUGUUACCGCUUCGUCCUCAGGGGUGGGUUUUGGUAAAAUGGAUUCAAUCUUCAAUAUCUCCGAAGCAAAUGGUACGAUUUUUGCAAGCCUCAUCUUAUUUUUAAGGGCAAUAAAGAGGCUUCAAAAUAGCACCUAAAUUUGGGAUAUUUCACUCAGACAAUUGUGAGUUAUCGAAGAUUGAAAUCUCCAUAUUUACACGAUAUUUCAUAAAUGCUUCUCUAACGCUUUAAGAUUGAAUUAUAUACUCUACACUAAAACUCACAUUUUUCUCUUCUGUUACUACUAUCAUUUAGAAUAUUUAUUUGAUUUUUGUAUAUUACUUUUUUCUGUAUCGAUGGUCAUCGUACGUUCCAAUUCUUUCAAGACGAGAACGAAAAUAAAAUACACACUGCCAGAAUUUUUUACAAUUAUAGAAAAAGGGAUUCUCUCCUUCCCCACGGUUAUUCCAAUUUUGAUGAAUUGUUGAAGGGCCUCAUCGGCUAUUUAAAUUAUUCUCAUGUGAUUAAAAUCAACGGGGUAGUGAUAUGAAUUUGAAACUAAUCAUAAAGAUAAUUUUGGGAGGAUCUCAGGAACGGCCAAAUUUGAAGGGAAAUGUGAAAAGAAUAUUUUUUAAAGACUUUUCUAAGCUUUAAAAAAUAUUUUUUUUGCAAACUUCAAAGUAUUUGCAAAAUAAUGAAUCAAGAAUUUCCGGAUUUUUUUUCUGACCUUCCAACUGAUCAUUAAUUUUAGUCAGUUCCAUGAAUUAUUUUAUAGGAGAAAUUCAUUAUUUCACAUUCGAUCCGGAGAAUUUGAUCCCUUCCUCUCACACAUGCAUCCUCGAUAUCGGCACACCAUGGUUUAAAUUCCGAACUAAUUUCGUAUUCCUUAGAUUUUUAUUUGCUACUGGAUUUUUUUCAUUAUUUCGUAGAUAAUCCGAAUGUUUUUUUAUUAUCCGUUAAUCAUAUAUAGGUAUUGCACUUGUGUGCGUUUGGAUAAGGCCUUUGCUGGCCUACUAGCAAAAAUAUGUUGAUAAUAAAACAGAUGUGAGUGAGUGAGAAUUGUCGUAGCAUCUGCCGACGCAAAAAAAAUUACUAACGAUGCAAUGAUAAAUACGAUUUUUGGUAAUUGGAUGAUAAUCGUUGUGGCGCAUCACACGAUUUGUACAUAUUAUAUACGAUUUACAAUAACGAUAAUCGAUUAAGACUUUAUAUCGUAAUUCGAGUGGAAUGAUUAUUGAAAUAAUUGAGUGUAUGAGCAUAUGAGGGCGGUAUAAAAAAAUGUAAAGCGGAACGAAUGUGGCAAGAUGAGCAUGAACACAGAAUUGUAAACUUUUUGUGUACAAUAUAGAAUCAGAAUUGAGGUA